GAAAAGAUGCGGUAAACAAAACCGCUCAAUAGGAGAGCAGACUGUUCCCCUCGACGCGGAGCGACCGUACCAACACAGGCAAACCGUGCUAUACGAGAGAGCGCGUGUUUUUUCGUACAUCCACAUUCUGUACAACCACCACCCAGCAGUGCUGACCGGACCGGUCGGUAGCAGCACCGAUCGAUACGCGAAAAUACAGACCGGGAACGUAUUGCCGCCGUAGCUCGGGUGUUUUAGUCCGGCGGCGUGGUAAUUUGUUUUGUGUUGCUAACGAAAACAUUGUGCUGGAAAAUUAAAUGGAUAAUGCGCCCUCCAGCUCCAAGCGGCGCCGGCGCGCUUUCACCCUGACGGAGAAACUCCGCAUCGUAAACCUGCUGGCCACCGGGAUGGGUCCGACGGCAAUCGCUCGCGAGUACAACGUUAACGAAUCCUCCAUCCGACACAUGCGUAAACAGGAGGCCGCUAUCCGGGCCAAUGCCAACAGUGUGACGCCGACGAUGGCCGCGGGUUCACUUAGAACGCGGGCCCUUCGCUUCGUAAAGACGGAAGCCUGUCUGAUGGUGUGGUUUGACGAUUUGCGUGCCAAACGAUUGCCGGUUUGGUAUACGAAAGUUCGCACCAAGGCACUGCAACUGUUCGAACUCGUCCGGCAGGGUGGUGCGUCCGCAGAUGAAGGCGGCUUCUACGCCAGCAACGGGUGGUUCGAAAGGCUCAAGCGAAAAUAUCAACUGUUGGAGUUGCGGCCUCAUCAGGAUCGGGCUCCGCCCAGCGAAAUCGAAUUCAAGCAAUCGUUUCUGUCUAUGGUUGAAGAUCGUGGUUUUACGCGGGAUCAGAUUUUUUCGGUGGAAAACACGCCAUUCUGGUGGAAACAACUGCCGGGACUAAACGGUGCGGAAAAGUCGACCUUGAUCUUCUGCAGCAAUGCAUCCGGUGAUUUUGUUGUAAAGCCUAUUCUUCUAAACGCUGAUUUUAGCCAAAGUGUAAACCCUGUCGAAUCGUCAUUUUUGCAACAAGACCGGGCCGGAUCAAUAACAGAACAGGAUCUAAACAGUUGGUUUAGCGAUAUAUGUGUUCCCGAAGUUCAAAACUAUCUCCGGCGGAAAAGGUUACUCGUUCAAGCGGUACUAGUGCUUGCCCAUAAUCACAACUUCUCCCCGAAGCUACAGAACCAGGCGAUCGAUGUCGUUACACUACCUGCUGAUUGUAACUCGUCUUGUCUCCCGGCCGCCCAAGGAAUUCUGACUCAUUUGAGAGCCGUGUACAUGAAGCAGGUGUGCCAAAAACUUACCAGAGAAGUUAACUCAGGCAAGUCUCUCGAGGAAUCGUGGAAUCUCUUUUCGAUCACUGAUGGAAUAGUAGCUUUGGAAAGGUCAAUACACUUUUUGCACAAGUCAGUUCUAAGAAACGGAUGGGUUAACCUGUUGGAUACAGAACCGGAACAAUACUUCAACGCUGGAAUUGUUAGUGAUAUAGUAAAUUUGUUGCAGAAACUGGGCCUGUCCCAGAUGACACAGGAAGACAUUCUGGAACAAAUCACACCGCGCGAGCUUACCAAUGAAGAGAUUUUAAAGAUCUUUCACCGGCUACAGGAGGAUCAGGAACGGGAGAGUUCCAUCAUUCCCAGUUCGAACGUAGCUGAAGAAAUUGUUGAGAUGCGAGAAGAAUCGGUCGAGCAGAUCGAUCCCGCUGAACGGCAUGCACUGAUUGGACAGAUUGAAGAGCAUCUAGCGGCGCUGGCGAAUGCGCAACACUUCUUCGAAGGGCUGGACAAGAAUAGAAUGCGGGCCCGUGGCAUAACGAAACGCUUGCAACAGGUGGCCUCGUUGGCUAUGGAAAUGAGACACGAAUUGAUGCCGGAGCAGAAUUCGCUUGAUAUUGAAAUCAAAGAGGAGGUUAUUGAGCUGGAUUCAGACGACGAUCCACUGCAAUAAAUUGUUGAACUGAUAAGUGGUACGGCUUCAUUUUUUUAAUUGACAAAUACUAUGAUGACUUUUCCUUUGAAUUGUGUGGUGAU
Topomyia yanbarensis is the source of this 2014-nucleotide messenger RNA. RefSeq names its product tigger transposable element-derived protein 1-like. The record is from RefSeq and is a predicted model, not a curated record. Gene Ontology annotation, cellular component: nucleus. NCBI's taxonomy places the organism in Eukaryota, Metazoa, Arthropoda, Insecta, Diptera, Culicidae. The transcript has 2 exons. The coding region runs from base 297 to 1931 and encodes 544 amino acids. Gene Ontology annotation, molecular function: DNA binding.